This is a messenger RNA of Paecilomyces variotii, 1431 nucleotides long. RefSeq names its product aldehyde dehydrogenase domain-containing protein. Bases 1 to 1431 code for a protein of 476 amino acids. NCBI's taxonomy places the organism in Eukaryota, Fungi, Ascomycota, Eurotiomycetes, Eurotiales, Thermoascaceae. The record is from RefSeq and is a predicted model, not a curated record. Gene Ontology annotation, molecular function: succinate-semialdehyde dehydrogenase (NAD+) activity. The transcript is spliced from 4 exons.
AUGGCCGCCCCCGCAGUUGUUCCCUUCAUCAUCAACGGUCAGGACGUCGAGACCGAGACCAAAUUCGAUGUGACCAGCCCUGUCAACGGCAAGGUGAUCCAUCGCGCCAGCGCCGCCUCUGUCGACGAUGCCAAACGCGCGGCGGACGCGGCGCAGGCUGCGUACCCCGCGUGGAAGAAGAUGAAGCCGUCGGAUCGCCGUGAUAUCCUGUUGAGAGCGGCCGAUAUCAUGCAGGCUCGUCAGGAGGAAUUGAUCCGGAUCCAGCUGGAGGAGACGGGUGCGAGCAGGAUAUUCGCGCAGAUGACCUCGAUGUUUGGCUUUACUCUGAUCCGCGACUUUGCCGGCAGGAUCUCGUCGGUGGAAGGUCGAGUGCCCGUCGUGGAGGAAGAGGGACAGAGCGCCAUCGUCUACAAGGAGCCUUAUGGUGUGAUUCUGGGAAUUGCCCCUUGGAACGCUCCUUUUAUCUUGGGAACUCGAGCUGUCGCGAUUCCCCUGGCCGCUGGUAACACCGUCGUUCUCAAGGGCUCAGAGUUGGCACCCAAGUGCUUCUGGGCUAUUGGCGACAUCUUCCGGGAAGCUGGUCUCCCCGCUGGAUGUCUCAAUGUCGUCUACCACCAGGCUUCGGACGCUCCAGCCGUCACGGAAGCCUUGAUCGCCCACCCCGCGGUGAGGAAGAUCAACUUCACUGGAAGCACCCCGGUCGGAUCAAUUAUCGGAUCGCUUGCGGGAAAGUACAUCAAGCCGGUGCUGCUCGAACUGGGUGGCAAGGCCGGUGCGCUUGUCUUGGAUGACGCUGAUCUGAACAAGGCUGCUAUGGGCUGCACGAUGGGUGCCUUCAUUCAUGCUGGCCAAGUGUGCAUGUCAACAGAGCGCAUCAUCGUCCAGCGCAGCAUCCUGGACAAGUUCCGCCAAGUCCUAACGGAGACGGCCGAGAAGGUGUUCGGGAAGGACGCGCCGGCACCGAUGUUGGUGAACAGUAUCCCGGUCGAGAAGAAUCGGAGGCUUAUCGCCGAUGCAGUCUCCAAGGGUGCAAAGGUCAUCUGGGGAGACCAUGAGGCCCGGGAGGCUAGCGAGGCGAGUAUGCGACCGCUGAUUGUCGAGAAUGUCACCAAGGAGAUGGACCUCUUCGCAACCGAGUCCUUUGGCCCGACCGUGUCUCUGCUGGUUGUAGACACUGAUGAGGAGGCGAUUGAAUUGGCCAAUGCCACCGACUAUGGCCUGACUGCCUCCGUCUACACGGAGAAUCUGGCCCGCGGCUUGAAGAUUGCAAAGCAGAUCGAGUCUGGCGCUGUCCACAUCAACUCUCCCACCAUCCACGACGAGCCUGUGCUGCCUCACGGCGGAGUGAAGAGCAGUGGUUUCGGCCGGUUUGGAGGCUCCUCUGGCCUGGAGGAGUUUAUGGUGACCAAGUCGGUUACCUGGAUCGACUAA